UCUCCCACAGAAUCUGUCACUCUGUGGCAUUGUUAUUUAUAUUAUUUCCGUCGUAUCUCAAUUGCAAAUUACUUGUUUAGCAUUAUUUCAUUCUAGUUUUUUGUUAAUAUGAUACAAGAGAUCGUGCUCGGUGCAUGGGCGUUGCAUUUUUCGUAGUGUAUUCCGUAUCCAUUCGGUCCUUAAGCUGAUACUGCAAACAGAUCACCGAGGAUGACAUUGAUAGAAGGCGUGGGGGAUGAAGUGGUCCAAUUCAUGGCCGCGCUGGCGGUGGUGGGCGUCGGCAUGCUGGCCUGGUGGUCCACCAACGCCCGGCCGGAUCGCUACCGAACCGUGCUGGUCAUGAGGUCGCGCGCACAUCCAGUCACAGUCAGCAUACGGCCCAGUCCCAGGCCGGCUACAAUUGUCGCAAGUACAGUUGCCACGGUUUCUACGCCAGCUUCUACCUCUGAAUCAAAUGGGAGCACAGAGGAGGCGCCCCGGGACAGCUCCAGGGUGAUCCCCCUGCAGGAGAUGGACAGCAUCGUGGACGCCGACAUGGCCAUGAUGGACAACAAUCGCCUGCACUUCUACAGGAGGAUUGACUCCCCCCACACGCCGCUGCUGACACCCGAUUCAUCAGGCGACGAGGUAGAAGAGGAGCGGACACGCGCGGGCGCCGCGCAGAUGCAGGAGAUGGAUAGCAUCGUGAGCGCCAUGGAGGCCGACGUUACUGCCCGAGACUUGUUCACGCCAGAGGCAAACUCAUCCAAGGCUCUCGCUAAAGGUGACACAAAGGACAACAAAGAAGAUACCGAGCCCGCCGGCGCUGAGGCCGCCGCCGCCGCCGAGGCCGCCGACGCCGAUACCACGGACGCCGACGCCGACACCGCCGCGAGGAAGAUACUCAUCAAACUUAAAUAUCUUAACGAUACGCUCAAAGAGGUGGAGGGGAGUCUAGACGAGUUACUUAAGGACUUUAAAUGGCGGCACUUCUCCGUGGAGCUGUCAGCGGAGUCCCGCGUGCGCCUGAUCUUCAACGGGCGGGUGCUCCUCGACGAUGGGCUGACGUUACGAGCGUGCGGCCUGCACGACCGCGCCGUCGUGCACUGCCUAGUGCACCCCAAGCGCGCCGUGCCCGCACAGACUCUGAAUCCAGAGGAGACGGGCACGGCCGAGUUGGUGACGGAGGGCACGCCGCCGGAGCGCGCCUGGGACCUGGAGAACAUUCUCAUGACGCUCGUCUCCGUGGCCCUCACCGUGGUCUGGUUCUUCAGGUGCGAAUAUUCAAACAUGUUCACGGCGAGCGCGAGCGUGGCGCUGUUCGGGCUGACGGUGUUCUACAGCGUGGCCAUCUUCGGCCUGUACCUGUCCGACACCUUCCACUUCGAGCGGCGGCCGCAGCCCGUGCCCAACAACUAGACACCUUAUUAUCUAAGCCGUUAGGUCGUUUUCAGGCUGCGAUACUAAACCGAUAUAAGCGAUGAUGCUCAGCCCUGAUGGCUUAUUUCAGGGGUCGGCAACCCCGCAGUAGAAACUACCAGUUUUAGGAAUCUCAAAGGGUCGCAAUUGUUGUUUUCAGUGGUCUAAGAUGUGAUUUUUUUUGGUCGCUUGAAAUCGUACCUCCAAAGAGCCGCGGUUUGCCGACCCCUGGCCUACUUAAAUGAAUGGCAAGCUGGAGCAAUAAAGCCACAUAUAUUUGUCUCAUUUACCGGCGUUAUAGCCUUACCAAGGCUUGGUAACAACGAACCAUAUCUGGUCUGAUUACGGCCUUAGGAGCGUUGACAAUUGACAUUCUGGCUCCUAUUUCUCCACGAUGACAGGUGCGACAAUUCGACAAAUGUCACUGUAGCUGACGUCACAGGCAUCCCUGGGCUACGGUUACCGCUUACCAUCGGGCGGGCUGUAUUCCUGUUUGACACCAUCAUUGGUAAGUAAUAGGAAUUUCUCUUGCGAAGUUUAUGAUGAUGAUGAUGACAAUCGUCACAAGAUUUAAAAGAACUUUCGGUAAUUCUUGACAGGAAAUGAGUUCUGUGUCGGAAUUUCGUGUUUCUUGUGACAAUUGUCAUUAGCUUCGCAAAAUAUGUAAGUACUUAUUUAUUGGCGAUAUAAUGGAGUUUUUUUAAUUAAAAUGUAGGUGGCAAACAAGCACACCGCCCGUCUGAUGGUAAGCGGUUACCGUAGUCUAUGGAGGCCUGUGACGUCAGUAACAGUGAUGUCGACAAUUGUUGCACCUGUCACCGUGGUGAAAUAGGGGCCAGGUAGGAAUCAUUCGGAUAAAGGUUUUAUUUAACGCAGAAUCGACUGCGUCUUACUAAGGAAUCUUGUACAAUUAUUAACAUUACUAUUACGCAACCAGACAAGUUGAUUUAGUAUCAGGUUGCAGAUCCAGCCUCUUUGAAAUCAUUUUGAAGUCUACAUCAAAAUGUCAUCAAAAGUGAAAUACGGAUAUUAGCGGUCAUUAUACAGGAUAUCCCUAGUCAUUGGACAAAGCCGAAAUGUACAUAUGCAUUAGGGUAUUUAGAACCAGUGUACAAAGUAUCAUAACAAUCGUGGUAGUGGUUACGAAGAAAUUAACUAAUUACGAUUUUUUACUUUGGAGCAGCCUGUAUGUGUUAGUAGCUC
Molecule: messenger RNA, 2601 nt
Organism: Cydia splendana
Lineage: Eukaryota; Metazoa; Arthropoda; Insecta; Lepidoptera; Tortricidae
Product: transmembrane and ubiquitin-like domain-containing protein 1
Exons: 10
Coding region: 211-1398 (395 amino acids)
Molecular function (GO): protein binding
Source: RefSeq, a predicted model, not a curated record